Messenger RNA from Effrenium voratum, 363 nucleotides. Lineage: Eukaryota; Dinophyceae; Suessiales; Symbiodiniaceae. The record is from the annotation of a GenBank genome assembly.
AUGGAACCGGGCCCCACAGACGCUGGCGCUGACGCUCGUGUGCUAACAGAGACUGCUCGAGCACCGCCCAACGCAGUCAAGGCAGAGAAGCUGUCGGUGUUUCUGGGGGCCCGGUGCCUGCUAUCGAACACCGAGCUGAAGAUAGCGGAGCCCCAGGGUGCGUCGCGGAUCUACGGGCUGGUGGGUCCCAACGGCUGCGGCAAGAGCACCUUGCUGAAGCUCCUGGCACAAAGGCAGCUGCCAGUGCCGGAGACUUGGGACGUGUUCUUGGUGAACCAGCAGCUGCCGACAGCUGGGGAGCACUCCGUUCUGGAGGAGGCGCCCUUCCUCGCUUUCCUGCUUUCCGUGCCGCCAAUCCCAUGA